AUGAGUGGCAACCUCGCGACCCCGGGGGGUAUCUCAGAUCCCGCCCUCAUCCAGCUCGUCAACAAGCUUCAAGAUGUCUUUGCGACCGUCGGAGUAAACAACCCCAUCGAUUUACCUCAGAUUGUCGUCGUGGGCAGUCAAUCUAGUGGCAAGAGUUCAGUGUUGGAGAAUAUCGUGGGUCGAGACUUCUUACCACGAGGCUCUGGUAUCGUUACGAGACGUCCCCUAGUAUUGCAGCUUAUCAACCGCCCUGCCCAAACGAAUGGCGUCAAGCCCGAGGAGGUGUCUACAGCAAACGACAAGGCAGCCAACGCCGACGAGUGGGGAGAGUUCUUGCACAUCCCUGGUCAAAAAUACUAUGAUUUUAGCAAGAUCAGAGAGGAGAUUGCUCGCGAGACGGAAGCAAAGGUCGGAAAAAACUCUGGCAUCUCGCCUGCUCCAAUCAACCUGCGAAUCUACUCUCCUAACGUCCUUACCCUGACGCUGGUCGAUUUGCCCGGUCUCACCAAGGUUCCCGUCGGAGACCAACCCCGCGAUAUCGAGCGACAGAUUCGAGAGAUGGUCUUGAAGUAUAUUGGAAAGUCGAAUGCCAUUAUUCUGGCCGUUACCGCAGCCAACAUUGACUUGGCCAAUUCCGAUGGUCUAAAACUUGCCCGCGAAGUUGACCCUGAGGGUCAACGUACCAUUGGUGUCUUGACCAAGGUCGAUUUGAUGGACGAUGGAACCGAUGUUAUCGAUAUUCUGUCGAACCGUGUCAUUCCCUUGCGUCUUGGUUACGUCCCCGUAGUCAAUCGUGGCCAACGCGACAUUGACAAUAAAAAGGCCAUCAACGUUGCUCUUGACGCCGAGAAGGCCUUCUUCGAGAACCACAAAGCUUACCGAAACAAGAGCUCAUACUGCGGAACCCCUUAUCUGGCACGCAAGCUGAACUUGAUUCUCAUGAUGCACAUCAAGCAAACACUGCCCGACAUUAAAGCCAGAAUUUCCAGCUCGCUGCAAAAAUACACCAGCGAGCUGGAGAGUUUGGGACCUUCUAUGCUCGGAAACAGCGCCAACAUUGUUCUCAACAUUAUUACCGAAUUUACAAACGAGUGGCGGACAGUAUUGGACGGUAACAAUACGGAGCUUUCCAGCACCGAGCUGUCUGGCGGUGCUCGUAUCAGCUUCGUUUUCCACGAACUGUAUGCGAAUGGGGUCAAGGCUGUGGAUCCUUUUGAUGUUGUCAAGGACGUUGAUAUUCGAACCAUCCUGUACAACUCGUCUGGCUCCUCCCCAGCACUGUUUGUUGGCACCACUGCCUUCGAGCUCAUUGUGAAGCAGCAGAUCAAGAGGCUGGAAGACCCCAGCUUGAAGUGUGUCUCCCUCGCCUACGACGAACUUGUUCGAAUCUUGUCACAGCUUCUUGGCAAGCAGCUGUACCGCCGCUAUCCCCAGCUCAAGGAGAAGAUGCACGGUGUUGUGAUUGCCUUCUUCAAAAAGGCUAUGGAGCCUACUAACAAGCUGGUGCGCGAUCUUGUUUCUAUGGAGUCAUGCUACAUCAACACCGGCCACCCUGAUUUCUUGAAUGGCCACCGCGCCAUGGCCAUUGUCAACGAGCGAUACAACCCUUCCAAGCCAGUCCAAGUUGACCCAAAGACCGGCAAGCCUCUGCCACAGUCCAGCACACCUGCUCGGGCUGCUAGUCCCACAGUUCCCGAUGUCGAUGGUUCUGCCAACGCUGGUUUCUUUGGCAGUUUCUUUGCUGCCAAGAACAAGAAGAAGGCUGCCGCCAUGGAAGCCCCUCCGCCAACCCUCAAGGCCUCUGGUAACCUUUCUGAGCGCGAGAACAUCGAGGUGGAAGUUAUCAAGCUGCUCAUUUCGUCAUACUACAACAUUGUCAAGCGCACCAUGAUUGACAUGGUCCCCAAGGCAAUUAUGCUGAACCUCGUGCAGUUCACCAAGGACGAAAUGCAACGCGAACUGCUCGAAAACAUGUACCGAACGGAUACGCUCGACGAUUUGCUCAAGGAGAGCGACUUCACGAUACGAAGACGGAAGGAGUGCCAGCAAAUGGUUGAAUCUCUCGGCAAGGCCAGUGAAAUUGUCAGUCAGGUUCAGUGA
This is a messenger RNA of Pochonia chlamydosporia 170, 2100 nucleotides long. RefSeq names its product vacuolar sorting protein 1. Lineage: Eukaryota; Fungi; Ascomycota; Sordariomycetes; Hypocreales; Clavicipitaceae. Gene Ontology annotation, biological process: peroxisome organization. The transcript is spliced from 6 exons. Gene Ontology annotation, molecular function: microtubule binding; GTPase activity; GTP binding. The coding region runs from base 1 to 2100 and encodes 699 amino acids. The record is from RefSeq and is a predicted model, not a curated record. Gene Ontology annotation, cellular component: peroxisome; cytoplasm; membrane.